Lotus japonicus is the source of this 1249-nucleotide messenger RNA. RefSeq lists its product as uncharacterized. The record is from RefSeq and is a predicted model, not a curated record. Bases 178 to 1065 code for a protein of 295 amino acids. NCBI's taxonomy places the organism in Eukaryota, Viridiplantae, Streptophyta, Magnoliopsida, Fabales, Fabaceae. The transcript is spliced from 7 exons.
AUAGUGGCCCACACCAAAUAACAUUGUUUUGUUAUUGUGAAAAAGCUGAUCAUCGGAGAACGAAGCCAACUCUACCUCCCUCCACCUCUGUUCUUCUUACCUUUCCCGCAUAUCAGUCAUCAUCUUCAUCUUCUUCCUCACGCUCUCGCUCUCUUUCUCCUCUCCAGCUGUUGAGACAUGUCAAGUGGAUCUGUGAGACGGGUUUCUCGUGAAGAUAUCCAGCUGGUGCAAAAUCUCAUAGAACGAUAUCUGCAAUUAUACAUGAACCCAAAAGAAGUUGUGGAAACGCUACUAGUGGAAGCCAAAAUCGAGCCUGGUUUUACAGAACUUGUUUGGCAAAAGCUUGAAGAAGAGAAUCAAGAAUUCUUCAAGGCUUACUAUUUAAGGUUGCUAGUGAAGGAGCAAAUAACAGAGUUCAACAGGUUGCUGAAGCAACAUGCCGAGCUAAGUCAGUUACAAUCAGCUGCAGUUGCUUCACUACCUAACUCUAAUGGUUCGCAUAUUCCUCCAUUAUCCCAGAACCCAUCGUGCUAUGCUGUUGAGCAAGGCAGUGCAACUGCGAAGCCAGAAAAUGUGCAACAUGCUGUUGACUCCAGACUACAUAAUAUGUUUAGUAAUGAUGUGUCAUCGCUCAACACUAGUAUGCAUGCUGUGGUUGAGAUGUCUGCUCAUGCAAACAGGAUUGCCAGUCCUUCAAGCAUGCGUUCAGCUCAAAGCUCAAGUAUGGGUUUGAUACAAGGGAUUAAUGGGGGGAUGAUCAAAUCGGAACCUGGAUAUUCAGGUAGUCCUUCAUACAUUUUUGGUCCUGAUAGCACUGUCCUGGAUGCAUGCCCAACUAUUGGUGAUGGAACGGUUACAUCAUUCACUAGUGUAAACUCAAACUCUCAUUCUAUGAAUGGGGCCCUCCUGGAUCUAGACAUUUCUUCAUUUGGAGUUUUGGGGCAGAUUUCUAGAAAUCUCAGCCUUUCAGAUCUGACUGCUGAUUUUUCUCAGAGCUCUGACAUAAUGGAGAGCUAUCCAAGGUGUCCCUACCUGGCUACUAAUGAGAACUUCCUUGAAAGUUGAGAACAAGGUUGAACAGCUUACUUAGAACGAACUGCUUGUAAAUAGAAGUUUAGAAAGAGAUUUUCAAAUUCCAGCUCUUCGGUGCACAAUGUAUAGGAGCUCAUUAGCCUCAAACUGUAGUGAUAGGAAGUGAAAUUUGGAAGGGUUUUCCUGGUCUUAAUAAAUAAUAAAUCCUCUUCGUUUA